CCAUUGCCGUCCAGUUAGAUACCAUAUAUCCGGGAUAUAAUUAAUACUUGAAAUAAAAGGAAGCUGUGAAUUUAUAAUAUUACUGCUAUCUGACUUCAGUUCGUUACAACAUAAUAUCAACACUUAAGAUAUCAAAGUUAAAAGAGAAGAUGUUCUGUUUUCACUGUCCUCCAUCUUUACACCCUGGUGCCAGACCAUUAACCAUGGAAUUCUGUCAACCACACCCAACCUAUGGUAGUUAUGGAUUACACGGGGAUUUAGGGGAUGAUUCAUUUGCACGUAGAAAACAGAGACGAAACCGAACUACUUUCACUUUACAACAGUUAGAAGAACUGGAAAAAGCAUUUGCCCAGACUCAUUACCCUGACGUUUUCAUGAGAGAAGAUUUAGCUAUGAGAAUUAAUCUUACAGAAGCCAGAGUUCAGGUUUGGUUUCAAAACCGAAGAGCAAAAUGGCGAAAGAGUGAACGAUUUACCCAAACACAAACUGGUCCUGUACCACAAGGUGACGACGAUGUUUCGCGCAAUGGCCAAGAUUCGGACUGUGAAGGGAACAGAUCAGAUGAACAGAACGAGAUAAUGGUUGAUGGUGAUCAAUCAGAUGAUUUACAAGAUUUCAGAUCAGCGGAAGUAACGACAAAUAACGAAUCAAGCAGUGAUUCAGAACGAGAUCGUAAAAGUCCGUUAAAUGGCGAAGGUUUAUCAUCGGAUGGUAAUAGCAUUCCCGAUAAUGACAGCUAUAAUGAAUCAAACGACACAAAUGAGGAAAAUCUUAAACCAGACACCAGUCCCGAUUCGCACAUAUCUAGAGAGGAAGAUAAUAAAGCUGGAGAUGAAAGUGAAAACGAGGCACAAGAUAUUAAACAUGUUGAAUCACCGGAAGUUAAAAUACAGAGUCAAGUUCAAUCACCCACUUCACACCCUGCACCAGAAACGUCACCUCACAUUAUGAAAUCGUUCAUGAAUUCCAUACCGGCAAUGGCCAUGGCGGGAACAGACAUGAAUUUCUUUGCCAAGUUUAAUGCUGGAAAUCUACCAUUUUCACAGUCUUUAUUGGCAGCCUCGGCAAACAGACCAGCUUUUCUCUCCAUGUUUGAUAGUUCGGCGAUGUCCCAGUGUUAUGAUGCCUAUUUUGGAUCUCGGACUUUCUCGCGCCAUAUACCACAUCCGGCAUUUAAAGGUUGCUUUCCAUUCUGUAUGUGUUGUAACACCAAUCGGUCUGGUUGUUCAUCAUCUGUAUUUCCAUUUCAAGAACAGAGGAAUUCUAGUGUGGCUGAACUACGUCGCAGAGCACGUGAGCAUACGGAAGCUAUGGUGUCGGGUUCAUCUGAUCACCAUGGGAGUUCGCAGUGAUUUGUGAAUUUGUGAAACAAUGUAAUAGACAGUUAUUCUUUGUUGAUAUUGGAAACUGUUAAUGCAACCCGCAACACGUUUAGAUAAUCAUUAUUAACGGUUGAUUGUUCAUUCAAAAAAUGGUUCAGUGGUGUGAAAAGUAGUUUUUCCGCAAACCUUAUGAUAUUUUGAUUUGUUAAUUUUGAUAACAUACUUAAAUCAAGGGCGUAAUUACUUUUAUUUAGGUUCUUUAAUCCUUCAUAUAAUCAUAAUUCCAAUCUAAUUUAAUCUAAAUGGUAUUUUUGUUGUUAAACUUUUAUUAGACUUAACUAUCACUACGGUUGUUUUUUCGUAGUUUCGUCUUUACUCAAUGAAAUGUACAACCUCUUUAUCCGAAAAGAAAACAUAACGCUAACAAAUGAGAUUUAUUUAGGGCGUUUAAAUUUUUUCUAAAAUAAAUUUAUUUUAUAUUUCUAUUAUAAUUUUGAAUAUUUAUAAUAUGAACAGGUUGUGAUUAAUUAAGAGAAACUAUUUUGCAUAAAGAGUGCUAUUAUUUAAAACUAUUACAGUGUAUAAUUGUAGAUAUUUACGACUAAUUAUUUAUUUUUUAUGAAAUAUAGUGUUUAGAAUAUUUAAUCUGAAUCAGUUACUAUCGAUUAUUUUAAUUCUAUAGUAUUUGACAUUUUAUUGCGUUAACACAUCAAUAUGAUACCAAAACAUAAGCAUAAAUUAUAUUGCACUUCAAGCACUGCAGCACUUGUGAACGCACCUUUUAUUCACCAAUUGUUUAAAGCUCAAUGCAUGUAAUAAGUUGUAGUUUACUACUAAUGUUCCGAUAUUUAAAGUAGCUAAGUCCGUAACUCGAUAUCAUCCAAAAUCUUCGACAUUGAAAACACGAUUUUUUUUUUGCAAUUUAAAUCAGCAUUGGUGUUGUGAUCUUACCUGGAAAAGAUGGGCUUCUGAUAUUCAAUAUUUAAGACAAAAUAAACAUUUUACCAUUGGUACACGAAUCGUGUACCAUAAUGCGUUUCAGCGCCAUUUGUAACAAGGUGCUCAAAGAAUGAGGCUAGACAUAUUCCACAAGUCAUGUCAAACGGUGGUAUCAUAUUCUUAUUUGAGGAGCAUGCGCAAUAAAUAAUAUCGGUGUUGACUGGAAUAACCAGACGCUAGAAACUGGCUUGCGGUUGAGACUUCUGGCUUAUUUCGCCGAACAUAACUGAUGACAAUUCACAGUAAAACGGACACGAUUGAAUGUAAAACAGUUUAUAUAAAUUCAUAUUACAUUAUUAUAUGUGCUGCUACCCAUUUGUGCCAAUUUCUAGGUCCAAAAUAUUAGCGAUUUAGCUCCUUUAAGCAUACCACCUUCUACAAGAUACGAAAUCAAUGUAUUAUAAUAUUACACCUUAUUUAUCAAGGAAUUGUUACGGGCAUUGUUCAUUAAUCAUUGCUACAUAAGAUAGCAAUUAUGGCUUGCUGACUAAUCAAAACCACGAGAUAAGCGAAGACCUCAAAAAGUUAACAUAGCAAUUACAUGUAAUUUAUUUUGGUUGGUUUUAAUUAGUCGGUCAUAUAAUUUCUAUCUGAUAUAGAAAUGGUGAAUGAACUGGUAAUAUGAGGCAUUACGACAAUCUGUCAAUAUAAUAUUUCACUGGGUAUUGGUAUUAUAUUAUAUUUCGAUGAUAUUAUA
Molecule: messenger RNA, 3018 nt
Organism: Patella vulgata (common limpet)
Lineage: Eukaryota; Metazoa; Mollusca; Gastropoda; Patellidae
Product: diencephalon/mesencephalon homeobox protein 1
Exons: 7
Coding region: 150-1352 (400 amino acids)
Biological process (GO): regulation of transcription by RNA polymerase II
Molecular function (GO): DNA-binding transcription factor activity, RNA polymerase II-specific; RNA polymerase II transcription regulatory region sequence-specific DNA binding
Source: RefSeq, a predicted model, not a curated record